UUCCUCCCGCGCAGAGACGACGACCUACUACCCUGGCGGUGAAAUGGUGCAGACCCUGUAGUUCCUGCGUUCUUGGCUAAGAAUGAGCCAGAGACAGUGCUCAAAAUCUGACAUAUUUUAGCGUUAAUCCGCAUAUAUUCUGGUCUAUUCUUAUCAACAGCCCCGGUCUCGUCAUGUCUGGUGGUCCAGCUGUGAGGAUCAGCAUCGAGUCUUCCUGUGAGAAGCAGGUGCAGGAAGUGGACUUCCAUGGCACAGAGACGUACGUCCCUCCCCUCUCCAUGUCCCAGAACCUGACGAAGUUGGCCCAAAGGAUCGACUUCAGCCAGGGCUCCGACUCUGAGGACGACGGGGGCGAGGGGGAGCCCAGAGACAGAGAGUGGGGCAAGCAGGAGGCGGAGGAGGAGGAGGGAACAGUCAAGUUCCAGCCGUCUCUUUGGCCAUGGGACUCGGUACGGAACAAUCUGCGCGGCGCCCUGACAGAGAUGUGUGUUCUCCAUGACGUCCUGAGCGUGGUGAAGGAGAAGAAGUACAUGGCCUUAGAUCCGGUGUCUCAUGAUCCAACCGCCGGCAAAACGCAGCAGGUGUUCCAGCUGAUCAGCAAAAAGAAAUCGCUGGCCACAGCGGCACAGCUCCUCCUGAAAGGAGCCGAGAAGCUCAGCAAGUCGGUGGCCGAGAACCAGGAGAACCAGAGGCAGCGCGACUUCAACUCUGAGCUGCUGCGACUCCGAUCUCAGUGGAAACUUCGCAAAGUCGGAGACAAGAUCCUGGGAGACCUCAGUUACCGGAGUGCAGGUUCCCUUUUUCCUCACCCCGGCACAUUCGAGGUGAUCAAAAACACUGACAUUGAUCUGGACAAAAAGCUCCCAGAGGACUACUGUCCCUUGGAUGUCCAGAUUCCAAGUGACCUAGAAGGAUCUGCUUAUAUCAAGGUGUCCAUCCAGAAACAAGCACCAGACAUCGGUGACCUUGGAACCGUAAACCUGUUUAGGAGACCUCAGAAAAACAAAGCAGGAGCGCAGCCGUGGCACAUCAAGCUGGAGGCGGCUCAGAACGUUUUGCUCUGUAAGGAGAUCUUCGCGCAGCUUUCCAGAGAAGCGGUUCAGAUUAAAUCGCAGAUUCCCCACAUUGUUGUGAAGAACCAGAUUAUCUCCCAGCCUUUCCCAGGCCUUCAGCUCUCCAUCUCACUGUGCCACUCAACUGGAGAGAAGAAGAGCAACCGAGCCUCUCCAGAGAAACCCAAACCAGACGACCAUCUUCACGUACUGGAACACAAUCUGCAUCAGAUGAUGAGAGAGUUCCACAAGCAGCAGCUGAGCUCGGUGGUCAUGCCUCAUCCGGCCAGCGCCCCGUUCGGCCACAAGCGGCUGCGCCUGGCCGGUCCGAUGGCCUACGAUAAGGCGGAAAUCGCCAACCUGCAGCAGAACGAGGGGCUGCUGGAGAAGAUCAUCAAACAGGCCAAACACAUCUUCCUCCGUAGCAGGACGGCCCGGACCAUCGACAGCUUAGCCAGCCGGAUCGAAGACCCUCAGAUCCAGGCUCACUGGUCCAACAUCAACGACGUUUAUGAGUCCAGCGUCAAGGUGCUCAUCACCUCUCAUGGUUAUGAGCAGAUCUGCAAAUCCAUCCAGCUGCAGCUCAACAUCGGUGUGGAGCAGAUCAGGGUGGUGCACAGGGACGGACGAGUCGUCACGCUGUCCCACCAGGAGCAGGAGCUGCAGGACUUUCUCCUCUCACAGAUGUCGCAGCAUCAGGUCCACGCCGUGCAGCAGCUGGCUAAAGUCAUGGGCUGGCAUGUGCUGAGUUUCAGUAACCAUGUGGGACUGGGCCCAGUGGAGAGCAUCGGGAACGCCUCGGCCAUCACCGUCGCUUCACCCAACGGAGAGUACGCCAUCUCAGUGCGUAACGGCCCAGAGAGCGGCUGUAAGGUUCUGGUCCAGUUCCCCCGCAGCCAGAUCAAAGACCUGCCCAAGAGCGACGUGGUCCAGGACACCAAGUGGAGUCAGCUCAGGGGGCCGUACAAGGAGGUGAACUGGAGCAAGAUGGAGGGACGCAACUUCGUCUACAAGAUGGAGCUGCUGAUGGCUGCGCUGACGCCAUGUCCUUAGAUCGGGUUCGGACUGCGUGUCGUCGACCGGAACGCCGAUGUGUCUCCCUCCCACACACCAACUCCAGUUAAAGCACCGUGGAGUGAAACAGCAGCCCUCCUGCACAGAGGAAUCGGCUUUUUGACAGAUUUGAAUGAAAGGCGAACAGGUUGCCGAGUCCUGAUGCAGCCUAUUUGUUUACUGACUUUUAAACUGAUUUCUACCUGCAGGGAGAUCAGCUUCCAAACACAAACCUCUGCAUGUUACAAGCAAGAACCCUCCCAUUCAGAUCCGCUCUCACAUCUCAAUAUUUUGUUAUAUAUU
Cyprinodon tularosa is the source of this 2408-nucleotide messenger RNA. RefSeq names its product mediator complex subunit 17 (gene med17). Gene Ontology annotation, biological process: regulation of transcription by RNA polymerase II. The transcript is spliced from 13 exons. NCBI's taxonomy places the organism in Eukaryota, Metazoa, Chordata, Actinopteri, Cyprinodontiformes, Cyprinodontidae. The coding region runs from base 174 to 2105 and encodes 643 amino acids. Gene Ontology annotation, molecular function: transcription coregulator activity. Gene Ontology annotation, cellular component: core mediator complex; mediator complex. The record is from RefSeq and is a predicted model, not a curated record.